Molecule: messenger RNA, 1732 nt
Organism: Jatropha curcas
Lineage: Eukaryota; Viridiplantae; Streptophyta; Magnoliopsida; Malpighiales; Euphorbiaceae
Product: F-box protein At5g07610
Molecular function (GO): protein binding
Source: RefSeq, a predicted model, not a curated record
CUCCGUAGACUUACAUUUUCCUUGAAGUCUUGCUCUCUUGCCUUGGAAAUUCAAAUCGCAUUUCUGUGAAAAUGUUAUUUCCUCUUCAAACAAUCAAAUCCCGCCACGUGUCCAUCUUUCUAAUUAAAUACAUAUCUUGACGCCGCGCCAUUAUUGGCUGUAAUCGUAGACUACAUUUGCCGCAUGAGUCUUUCUCUCUCGCCUCGAAAUUCUAUCAAAAGGAUAAUGGAGAAGCCUCAGAAAGAAAAACUAGAAGAGAUGGGUGAGGAUCUCAUCAACGAUGGAGGAGAAGAUAAUCCAUGUUCGGCAGGAUGUGAAGUCAUUGCUGACCAAAGUCCGGAAAAGUAUGCUAGAAUUCCUAAGCAUGUAAAGUGCAUAGAAGAUGUUGUGAAGGAUCACGCUCUUCAAUUCCUCCCUGCAAAGUCACUUUACAGGUUUAAAACUGUUUCGAAAGAGUGGAAUAAGUGGAUAAAGAAUCCUUUUUUUGCCCACUCGCAAACCAAUCACUUCAAGGACGUCUCUGGUCUUUUUCUCCAGUUUCCUGAUGGACGCCCAUCCUUCAUUUCACUUGAUCCAACUUCUUUUGGCAUUCCUAGUGACUCUCUCAGUUUCUUGCCUGAACAAGCCAUUGACAUCAGAAGCACUUGCAAUGGGUUGCUCUGCUGCCAAAGCCGCCAUGGAAAUGAAUCCUACUACAUUUGCAACCCAGUGACUAAGAAUUGGAGGAGGCUUCCCAAUCCAAAUUUUUAUCAUCCACCUGGAACUGCAGUAGCACUUGCCUUUGAACCUUCUGUAUACAAUUUUACUGCAAAUUAUGAACUCAUCUGUGUUGUCCCUUUGCCUGAAUCUCCUGUUUUGCAUUUUGAGAUAUACUCUUCCAGGUCAAACUCUUGGAGAAUAAGUGAAACUGUAUGCUGCGUAUUGGAUGCUCUGGCAUUGAAUAAUGAUGGGUUUUACAUGAGGGGAGUUGCCUAUUGGGAAACACAGUCUGGUGCAGUUUUGGCAUUCAAUGUUAAGUAUGAAUAUUUUGGGAUUCUCAAUCUUCCACCUUGCAGUGGACCAACUGGUGCUUUAACAGAGAUGCAUGGAAAUUUGUGCUACAUUAUGUCUCGCAAGCAAGAGGAGGAUGAUAACUACAUUAUUGAAGUCUAUGGAGAUAUGAACAUGAGUUUGAAGCAUGUGAUUCCGAUUAGUCCUCAAGUAGCUGCAAGUAAUACAGCUCCGAUGUGCCGGGCUGUGUGUUUUGUGAAUGAUGACACGCUGAUCCUUGAUCUUGAUGGGAAGAUUAUUGCUUAUCAUGCAACAAAAAACCAGGCGAAGUGCUUAAGAAAUGGAAUGAACAAAGGAUUUGGAAAGUUUCUGCCAUAUGUGAACAGCCUUGUGUCUGUACGCCAUUCAGCUCUCAGUAAAUAUUCAGGUUGAUUUUCUUGCUUGAAGAACUGGUGGUUUGAUCUUGUAUUUAGCUCUGCUACGAUCUUAUAUUGCCAUGGAGCAUUGGAGAUUUUGAACCGAAUAGCAAAUGGAAACUCUCAGCCACGGGCGUUUCCAUGUUUUGGGAACAGUUCUCCAUGUCUGUUUCUUCGUUUGAAACACCGUUUUCCUUGUAAGAUUAAAAUAAAUGUUUUCCUCGUUUCCACAUUUCUUCAUUUUCGUGCAACAUAGUUUUUCUCUGAUGUGCUAUAAUAACUGAUUUGGUGCUUGCUCAAUUAGUGAUUAAAGCUCCAAUUGAACA